This is a messenger RNA of Cladocopium goreaui, 2457 nucleotides long. The record is from the annotation of a GenBank genome assembly. Lineage: Eukaryota; Dinophyceae; Suessiales; Symbiodiniaceae.
AUGCAACCUGGAUCUCCUGCGGAUGAAGCUGCAUCAGACCCACCUUCUCCAAAUGAGGUGGAAGCAAUGGCAGAAAUGAAAGAGCCAAGUGCAGAGGUUCCCCAACAGUCUGAGGGAAUCUUCACUGAUGCACCCAUAGCCGAGAUACCAGCAAAGGCGGGGCUACGAAUGAAGCCUCCACCAUUGACCGCAGUAGUUGCAGCUCCAGCUACACCUGCAGAUGCUUUUGGUGCUUCCUCCUCUUCAGCACCAAUGGACUUGCGUGAAAGCCCAGGCACACAUGACACUGAACAUGCAGAAUCAGGGCGUCCCGAGAAACAGUUGCGCAUCAAUGCCAUCUCCGAUGUUGGUGCAACUUCAAAUUACUCCUUUGAUGAUUUGCAUGAAGAUGGCAAACCAGACUAUUCCUUUUCACACCAAGAGCUGGACGAUUUGGAAGCUUACGAGCUUGGCCUUGAAGACGAUGAUGGGUACUAUGAUGAUGGUUCCCCAUCUGACCAGCUUUCAGAUGAUGCUGAACAUUUGCUGAAGGAAGUUAUUUUUCCUUACACCAAAGAUGAGCCCAAUCUACCAGUGGAACAGCUUCAGCGUCUGGAUGCAAUUGCAGAUCGAAUUGAGAUGAUUCGUUUGAAAGGCCUUGGCGUGCUUUGUGACCCCAGCAUCUUGGAUGGUGUGACAUACAAAACUUUGUCCACACGUUUUGUGCGUACGUGGAGAUGCAAGAAUGUGGAUGGUUUGGCAUGUUGGUUGAGACGUAGCCGAUUUGUGGCUCGUGAGUUUGCAUGGUUGAAUGAGGCCACAGAAAAUCUUUUCAGUCCAGCAUCAAGUGCCAUUGCAUACCGCAUCAUUCCCACCAUGUUCUUGAAGAACCAGUCCACAUGGGGAUUGUAUGCAAUCGAUAUCAAAGAUGCGUUUCUGACGGUUGAGCAACGUGACCCAACCAUGGUAUAUGCUCAAGAUGCUUCAGGUGAAACAAUAGCGUAUUCACUGGGACGUGUGUUGCCAGGUCAACGAACAGGCAGCAUGUUGUGGCAUGAGUCUUUGACACAGCAUUUGAAGGAUGCAAUUGGUCUUGUUGAGUGCGAGUGCUACCCUAGCAUGCUCAAAUCACAAUGUGGACAAUGCUUCAUACUUCUUCACGUUGACGACUUGUUUGUGACAGGAUCGAAGCGAUAUGUGAAUGAGGUAUUAAUCCCAUGUUUGAAGGCCAAGUACUCCAUUGCUGUGGACUCAGUUGAGAACCCAGGUGAUGAAGUUUCUUUUCUGAAGCGCAGUCAUGUUUUGCUUGAGGGUGGAAAGAUGCUCAUACGUUCGCAUCACAAGCAUUUCAGCCAGUUGAAGGAGUUGCUGGGAAUUGGUAAGAAGUACUUUGCAAAGAAAGCACCAAGUCAUCCCAAAAUUGAUGACAUUGACGAAACCCCAGCGCUGGCUGACUCAGAUGCCUCCAAGUACCGAAGCGCGGUCGGCACCUUGCUGUACUUAGCGCUACAGCUUAUGCUUCUGGUGAACGCCUUGGGCCUUGGCAAGGGAAACGAAGAGUUUGAGACAGCAGCAGAACCAACAUGGACACAUGCGUUUUUCUCAAUGCUCACUGGACUUCUAUGUGCAAUCGGUGGUUUGAUUUUCCUAGUGCGAGCUGCUCAGCGUCGUCAACCACAUGACGCUGUGCCCCAACAAGUUGCUGAAGUUCCAAAUCAGCAGCGUGACCCUGCAGUUAUGGAAGAGAUGGAGACUGAGUCUGAUGAACUGGACGAGACAGGCGAGCCAAUUCUCAACAGUGAAAGAGGUACUGAAAACGCUCCUGCUUCAACAGACCAUGCUGGAGAUCUCGCAAGAUUGCUUCGUCACCAUGGAAUCCCACCGGCGUAUGCACGCUAUUCGCCGGAGCACAUGAUCCUUUGGAUGAUCAUCAGGGGGCAAGGACGAAUUGCCCGUCAUGCUGGGACAAACCGUGGGAGACUUUGGAAGUUGCGAGUUCGAGCUUUAGUAGAACUGCUUCAGCAUGUACGAACGUGCACUGAGGCAACAGUGCGCCAGAGAGCUAUGACAACGAUGUUGGAUGCAGGUGAUUUCAGUUCAGAUGAUGACUCACCCUUUCGUGGUGAUGUUCCAGAUCAUCGACACCAGUACAUCAAUGACGUUCAGCAAGCAAGGGACUUUGCUGAUCAUGUGAUUAGCACUAUGGGGCCUUCAGAUGCCGGCCCAAUUGACGAUGUGAUCGAGGCACAAAGACUCAUGAACAACCCUGCAGAGGAGAACAUGGAAGAAGAGACUCCAACGUCAGACGUUCCAAUGGAUGGUGAUGAAAACAAUUACCCAGAGAUGAUUGAGAUGCACAGACAACGUCGCCGUGCUCUACACACUUUCAGAGUAAAUCGUGACGCGGCUCUUGAGUUGGGCAAUACAGAAGAAGCUGCGUACUGGGAGAGUCAAGAGGACCAAUUACUCCUUUUUUGA